AUGAUAGAUGGUCUUACUAUUGAUACUAUUCUAGAAUUAGUUCAUUUUGUUUUGAAAAAACAAUUUGUUGUUUAUAAUUAUGCAUUGUAUCAACAAAUUCAUGGUGGUGCUUCUGGUUUACCACUAACUAUGUUCUUGACCUUUAUUAACGUGUUUUAUGGUCAACAUCGAGAUCUUGUAAAAUCAUUGAAAGAAAAAAAUGAAUUUUUUGGCAGAUAUCGAGAACAAGCAAUUAUAACAUGGCAUGGAUCCGAAGGUCAAUUUCGUACAUUACUCAAGAAAAGUAUUGGUAUUGAACAUACUCGAAAUCUGGUAACAAUAUCUAUUGGAUCAAAAGUUCAUUUCCAUGAUCUUGAAAUUAGCUAUAAGAAUAAUGGUGGUAUUCUCGAAAGUAAAGUUUAUUAUGAUUCAGCUAUUGAUACUUUACCCAAUGUAUCCGAUAAACCAAUGGAAAACCAAUCAAAACAAUUAUAUGCUGUUCUCUAUCGAGCUGUUCGAUGUUCUUCUGAUGUUGAAACUUUUCAUCAUGAACUAUGUCAUAUUCAAUUAUCAUUUCUUACAUCGGGCUUCACAUCAGAAUUUAUUCAUUCUAAUAUCGAACGUUUUUACCAAGAAUUUGGUAUACAAGAAAAAUUCUUCUCAUUAUUUUUGAAUGAUGAUGAUGAAUAUAAUAAUUUACGUCAACGUAUUAUACAAGACGUUGAACAACAAAUGAAAUUGAAACAACAACGUGAAGAACAAAAAAAAUAUACAUUAUUCGUACCAUGUCCACGUUUUAUUCAUCAAGAAAGUCGUGAUAUUUUCAAGCAAGGUUUUCAAGAUUUGUGGAAGAAAUAUUUUGGUAAUGAAUCACAAACGAAACAUGUACAAAUCAAAUGGAUAGAACGAACAACAACUCCUCUAGCAAAAAGUGAUUUUCUGAUCAACAAACGACCACCACUUCGUCUGUUAACUUUAUCGAAAAGUGAAGUCAAUAAAAAGAGAUAUCAUCCUAUGGAUCGUCUUUAA
Messenger RNA from Rotaria sordida, 1008 nucleotides. The record is from the annotation of a GenBank genome assembly. Lineage: Eukaryota; Metazoa; Rotifera; Eurotatoria; Philodinida; Philodinidae.